This is a messenger RNA of Macadamia integrifolia, 1399 nucleotides long. Its product is annotated as beta-galactosidase 7-like. NCBI's taxonomy places the organism in Eukaryota, Viridiplantae, Streptophyta, Magnoliopsida, Proteales, Proteaceae. Gene Ontology annotation, molecular function: carbohydrate binding; beta-galactosidase activity. Gene Ontology annotation, cellular component: vacuole; cell wall. The coding region runs from base 99 to 1214 and encodes 371 amino acids. The transcript is spliced from 7 exons. The record is from RefSeq and is a predicted model, not a curated record. Gene Ontology annotation, biological process: carbohydrate metabolic process.
GCACACAGACAUACCUGAAGACAAACAAGCCAAGCAAUGUUGACACUCAAUUCAAUUGGGAAUGGAAGGCAGAGCCCUUGAAUGAUGCCCUCAAUGGAAUGGGAUCGUCUACUGCAAACAAGCUUCUCGAGCAGAAAGCAACCACUGUUGAUGCUAGUGACUACCUGUGGUACAUGACUAGUGUGAACAUUGAUAAUUCUUUCGGUAAAAAGGCAAUCCUGCAUGUGAAUACAACAGGACAUGUACUUCAUGCUUAUGUCAACAAGAAAAGGAUAGGAUCUGACUGGAGUAGUGAUGGAAAAGGUUUCGUGUUUGAGAAACCAGUCACAUUGAAGGAAGGCAUUAAUCAUUUAUCUUUAUUGAGUGCUACAGUUGGAUAUAAGAAUUACGGUUCAUUUUAUGAUAUGGUACCCAAUGGAAUAGUUGGUGGUCCAGUUCAGUUGAUCGGAAAUGGUAAUGUUACUAAGGACCUAUCAUCAAAUGAAUGGUCCUAUAAGAUUGGUUUGAAUGGUGAGCAUGAGAAAUUCUACGAUGAUAAACUGUCCCAAAACCAAAUAUGGUCCUUAGAAGCGCUUCCCUUGAAGAAGCCCAUGACGUGGUAUAAGACCACCUUCAAGGCUCCUUCAGGUAGUGAUCCUGUGGUGGUAGAUUUGUUGGGUAUGGGUAAGGGACAUGCCUGGGCGAACGGACAAGGCAUUGGAAGAUUCUGGCCAACCAUGAUUGCGAAAGCCCCCCAGGGUACUGAAUGCUCUGAUACAUGCGACUACCGUGGACAAUUCCAUGAUACAAAUUGCAUGCCUGACUGUGGCCUUCCUUCUCAAAGAUGGUACCAUGUCCCACGAUCAUUCUUGAAUAACGGGGAUAAUACAUUGAUCUUGUUCGAAGAAAUGGGUGGCAACCCCACACAAAUUAAUUUCAAGACAGUCACGGUAGGAAAGGUAUGUGGGAACGCAUUGGAGGGGAGCAUCUUAGAACUCUCAUGCAAAGGUAGCAAAAUCUCUGAUGUCGAAUUUGCGACCUUCGGUGAUCACCAAGGUAAAUGUGGAUCGUUCAAGAAAGGUAGCAGCGAUGCUCCGGACACUCUGUCCGUAUUGCUGAAAGCGUGCUUAGGAAAGGUGUCUUGUUCGAUAAAUGUUUCAGCAGCGACCUUUGGAUUGAGCAGCUCUAACUCAGCCACCACCCCCAAGAGGUUGGCUGUGCAAGCUGUUUGCUAGAGAGAGAUAUUUUAGCCCAAUUACUCUCACCCUCCUUUUUUGAGAAUCAGCAAUGUUAAGACUAUUUUCUCUGGCCAUGAUGAUAUAUUGAAAUGUUUUCAAAGCUAUUUGAAUGUUCAGAGGGAUUCUAAAAUUUUCAUGAGCCUAUUGCAUGUCCACAUAAAUUUUGUUCAUGAUGUUCCUUA